Messenger RNA from Radiomyces spectabilis, 558 nucleotides. RefSeq names its product 60S ribosomal protein L34-B. Gene Ontology annotation, cellular component: ribosome. The transcript has 3 exons. Lineage: Eukaryota; Fungi; Mucoromycota; Mucoromycetes; Mucorales; Radiomycetaceae. Gene Ontology annotation, molecular function: structural constituent of ribosome. Gene Ontology annotation, biological process: translation. The coding region runs from base 101 to 439 and encodes 112 amino acids. The record is from RefSeq and is a predicted model, not a curated record.
UCGUACCGUCACCAUCAUCGUUCAACCUCCAUAUUCACCAUCGUUACCAUGUCCUCGAUUUCGACCCAUUUUAAUUGACCUAUAAAACAGAAUCAUCGCAAUGGCUCAACGUCUCACCUACAGACGCCGUCUCUCCUACAACACUCGUUCCAACCGAGUCCGCAUUGUCAAGACUCCUGGUGCCCGCUUGGUCUACCAGUACGAGAAGAAGCCUGUCAAGGCUCCCCGUUGCGGUGACUGCGGUGUCGCUUUGGCUGGUCUCAAGGCCUUGCGUGCCCGUGAGUUCGCUACUGUUUCCAAGACCCAGAAGAACGUCAGCCGUGCCUAUGGUGGUUCCCGCUGCGCUCACUGUGUUAGAAACCGCAUUGUCCGUGCUUUCUUGAUCGAAGAACAAAAGAUCGUCAAGAGAGUCCUCAAGGCCCAGACCCAGAAGAAAUAAAUCAGCUGUUUCUUUUGUUUCUAGCUGAUAUUGCCAUCCAAUAAAUCGCACAUGCUACGCUUGUUUGCAGAUAAUUACUAUGGAGGAGACAACGUCCGGUGCUUAGUUUUGUACAACAA